UAAUACUUCACAAAGUCUGUCUUUUAUUUGUUUUAGGAAGCAGAAUUAUUUUGUAAUUAUCUGUGACACCCAAAGGACCAAAACUAAAAUCAGAUGGCAAGGACUCUUUCGUAAGUUUUGGGGAAAGCAGCGGGAGAUAAAUGCAGUAAUUAUCCUACAUGGGUCAUGGGAUGUUUACUCUAACUGUUUUCCCUUUUGGAUACACAACAGCAGCUUUAAAGGCUUCCUGUCUAUGACUCAUGCCCUUCUUUCCUCAGACUCAUAAAAGUUUAUUUGGGCAGUGGUGGCGGUGAAAUCCGCCAAUGCAAAUCUCGAGCUCUGUUACUUGAGAGCAGUUCAAGCAAGAGACAUCUGUUGACAAACAGGACACCUUGUGACUAUUUGUCAUGGCAUGACAAACCGUCAUGAGAUUUUCUGCUUACAGUUUUUCCCUAGUUAUGACGGGGAUACAAUAUACCUGUGGUAGAAGGGGUUUUGCUCUUAUGAGCAAAACUAAUGUUCUACAUCACCCUGAACACAUCAGCCGUAUGCUGACAUAUGUUGGUGGCAGCUUCAUGCUGUGGCCAUACCUUUCUUCAGCAUAGUCUAGGAAGGACGUCAUAGUUGACUGAAGGAUGGAUAGAGUUAAAUUCAGAAUAAUACGGCAGUAAAGCCAGUUAGAAUGUGCUCUCUUCUCUUCUCAGACCGAGUUAGCUUUAAGGUAUAAUCAGAUUCCAACAGUCUGACACAGUAUUUUGUAUCUUAUCUCCUUUGGCUGAAGAGGAAUUACUGAUGACUCUUGUGGCUUUAGAAUAAAUAAUUAUCUAAAAAUUCUGUCUCAACCCAUCCGCCUGCAGUGAUGGUGGAUUCCAGCCAACCAAGGUGAAUCAAUAUUUAACUAUUAACGCCUGAAGACUUGUGGUUCCUCUCGGCCACCUCUAAAAAAAAUCAUAAUGUUACGUUCGCUCUUUUCAAUUUUAAGUGCAAUUCGCUGAAUGGGUGUGUGCCUUCUAGAAGAUUGCUGUAGUACAAAGCAGGCCACUUGCCUGGCGUGGUGCAGCGGGAUCUGAUUUAUGAGAGUGCAGGGGGAGAUUUUGGCUGCAGAAGUGCUGCGUCAUCAUUACAGAGCACCGCUGGGGAGACUGUGGAGCAUCCCAAAGCAGGUGUGGAAGCUCCCCCCUCCCUACUGCUGCAGAGGGUUGUUGUGAAAGUGCUUGGCAGCUCACAGUGCGGAAAAACGUGCAUUAACAAGCAGACUUUGCGUAUGCUAACCUCAGCAUGACGCAGCAUAUAUCCAGCUGGGACCUGGAAGAGAUCCAAUUAGCCCACUUUGUGUUACAUGAUGUCAUAGCUGUGCUGGGAAGAUGUUUCGUAGAUCUAGGUCGUGUUUGUUUCAAGUAAUGAACGCUUGAUGAGGCAUUCCCAGCUUCUGGCUGCUAGGCAACGGGAAGGAUUUCCUAAUAUGGUGAGGCAGCCAGGUUGUCCUGCAUGGAGGGGCGUGUCGUCAGAGCGCGGAUCUUCCUGCUUUUUCCACCCUCCUCGUCCUUCUCCCGUUUCCAUUUGGUCUACGGCUUAUUCGAAGGUAUGCUGGAGAAACUUGAACUAGACGAUGAUGCUGCUGAACCCGAGAGUGAUAUUUACAUGCGCUUUAUGAAAUCCCACAAGUGCUACGACAUCGUCCCCACAAGCUCCAAGCUGGUCGUGUUUGACACAGCGCUUCAAGUUAAGAAGGCAUUCUUUGCCUUGGUGGCUAACGGUGUGCGAGCUGCUCCUUUAUGGGACACAGAGAAGCAAAGCUUUGUGGGAAUGCUGACAAUCACAGAUUUCAUCAUCAUAUUGCACAGAUACUAUAAGUCACCAUUGGUGCAAAUUUAUGAGUUAGAGGAACACAAGCUUGAAACAUGGAGAGAGGUUUAUCUUCAAGCAACGUUUAAACCUCUUGUGAACAUAUCACCAGAUGCAAGUCUGUUUGAUGCAGUGUACACCCUCAUCAAAAAUAAAAUUCACCGCCUGCCUGUCAUCGACCCUGUUACGGGGAAUGCACUUUAUAUUCUCACACACAAGAGGAUCCUAAAGUUCCUCCAACUGUUUGUGUGUGAAAUGCCAAAGCCAGCGUUCAUGAAGCAGACUCUAGGUGAGCUCGGCAUCGGGACGUACCAUGAAAUCGCUUUCAUCCACCCAGACACGCCUAUCAUUAAAGCCCUCAACAUCUUCGUGGAGAGACGGGUGUCUGCUCUGCCUGUGGUGGAUGACACGGGCAAAGUUGUGGAUAUUUAUUCCAAGUUUGAUGUGAUUAAUUUGGCCGCAGAAAAGACGUACAAUAACUUGGACAUCACAGUGACGCAGGCUCUGAAACAUCGCUCGCAGUACUUCGAAGGAGUUGUUAAGUGCCACAAAAUGGAAACAAUGGAGACCAUUGUGGACAGGAUAGUCAAAGCAGAAGUUCAUCGGCUGGUGGUGGUUGAUGAGCGUUCCAGUAUUGAGGGCAUCGUUUCCCUUUCAGACAUCCUCCAGGCACUGGUGCUCAGCCCAGCAGAUGCCUGUAAGGAGGAGACUCUUACUGAAUGAGUUUGUGGUGCAUCAGCUUUUGUAAUGGAAGUGAGUGAACUUACAGUUUACGGUUGGUCGUGUGCAGCCGGUGUGGAAGUCCUGGAGACCGUCACCAUCAGCGGGACUGUAGCGGCUCUGGAAGGCCUGAUGCAGCUGAGUGAAGUGGAUUAUUUUAUUUUUUUAUUUUUUUUGCACUGAGGAAUGAGUUUUCUUUUUUCUUCCAGUUUGUUUAAACACUGAUCAGAUGCAUUAAAGAUAUAUUAUAAAGUAUAUGCAAACACAUGCAGAUGAUUACCGUAUGGGGAAGUGGAGGAUGUUUUCUGAUGGAUCUGGGCUUUAACUAGUUACUGUCACACAGCUCUCAUCAGAUUUAAAGUCACAUUUCUUACUUCAGUAUCUGUAAAGCAACUCGUUUCAGCUGUAAAGCUCUAUCUCUACCCACAGAGAUUGGACGACGGCUGUCAAUAGGAGAAUAAUAGCCAGGGCCAACAUAACAUCGCUCAGUGCCCAAUUAUUCGUGCCUUUUUGCGUCCCUCGUACCUCACUUCACUGUGGUCCUUUUGAGUUUACGGUUUCAAAUGAAAGCUGUAAUUUCAGCAUGUUGCUGCAAUAAAGAAAAACACAGCUGACAUUUUCCACCCUGCGCUCCAGAGGCUGCCUUUCAUUUAGUUGGGUUAUUAAAAAACUUGUUCAAAUGAAAGGAUUUCUGGAAGAUCAGACAAGAAGAGAAAGCAUAACAUUUUUGGAGCAUUGGUUUGGUUUCUCGCUGUCGGCAUGACUUCAGAGUGCUUUUUUUUUCUUUUUUUUUUGUAAUGGAAAUACAAGAUUAAAAAUGGAUUUUUAGGGGUUUAAAGACAUUUUUACAGUGUAUCCCCCAGUUGUUUGGAGGCUUCGCACAAACAUGUGGAGCUGCUGGUGUGUUUCAUCUGGAUUUUAACAGGACUCAUCUCCAUCUUCUGUAAAUGAGAUUGUUCUCAGAAACCAUGUCACAGAAAGCUUUAUUUUUAUGAAUGUGUUAACAAGUCGAAAGAUACUUCAGUUUUAAUGUUAUUUUUGUAAAUAUAUUGUGGCAAUAUGUCUAAUUCAGAGAAACUUUGUAUUGAAUCAACAUGUACUGUAAAUGUGCAAAGCAUGACGAACUACACUUCAGCAGAAUGAAUGUUCUUUGUUUUACUUUUUCUAUUUUUCUGGCUGCAGAAAAAUAAACAGACACUGAAUGUACUCUAAA
Molecule: messenger RNA, 3757 nt
Organism: Gambusia affinis (western mosquitofish)
Lineage: Eukaryota; Metazoa; Chordata; Actinopteri; Cyprinodontiformes; Poeciliidae
Product: 5'-AMP-activated protein kinase subunit gamma-2-like
Exons: 13
Coding region: 1468-2547 (359 amino acids)
Source: RefSeq, a predicted model, not a curated record